Messenger RNA from Esox lucius (northern pike), 1296 nucleotides. RefSeq names its product C1D nuclear receptor corepressor (gene c1d). Gene Ontology annotation, molecular function: RNA binding; DNA binding. NCBI's taxonomy places the organism in Eukaryota, Metazoa, Chordata, Actinopteri, Esociformes, Esocidae. The record is from RefSeq and is a predicted model, not a curated record. Bases 256 to 894 code for a protein of 212 amino acids. Gene Ontology annotation, cellular component: nucleolus; exosome (RNase complex). Gene Ontology annotation, biological process: maturation of 5.8S rRNA; regulation of gene expression. The transcript is spliced from 5 exons.
UAGACUAAUGUUAGAAUUAUCUUAAAAUGUUGGUAGAGAGAUCAGCUCAACAUGUGUGAUAGUAGAGAGAGCAUGGGGAUGGGUGUGUCAUUGUUUUUGAAAGCACGGUUCGAGUCCCAGUGAUUACUUUUCCAUAUAUUGUUUUGCGGAGAACACUGGCAACACUGCAUUUGGAAUUUCUACGUCAGGAAUAUUUGCUUGUUGAUUUUUAAUAUCACAUCUUAAAUCAAGCAUUGGAUCCGCAGUAUUCUAUGAAUGUUUAACUCCGGCGUUUCUCUGGUAGGGAUGUAUCAUUCAACGUGUGAUUACCAGGCAGACAGCAUGGCGGAUGACAUCACAGUUGAAGACUAUCCUACUGAGAUUGAGGAACAACUCACAGGAUUUGAGUCUUCGGUCGGUGCGGUUAAUAACAUGGUGGAGACCAUUAUAUCCAUGCCAAGAAAUGAGCUGGCACAGAAGCUGGAUCCACUGGAACAAGCCAAGCUGGACCUGAUGUCUGCAUACACACUCAACUCUCUUUUCUGGAUGUACUUGGUCACACAAGGAAUAAACCCCAAAGAACAUGGAAUCAAGCAAGAGUUGGAGAGGAUCAGGACACACAUGAACCGCGUGAAGGAGAUCACCGAAAGGAAGAAAUCAGCCCGUUUGGACAAAGCAGCGGCCUCUCGUUUCCUCAGGAACGCCCUCUGGGAACCUGAGGAAGGUGGGUCAAAGGGCCCACCGGGUCGAGGUCACCACACGCCGGGUCGAGGUCACCACACGCCGGGUCGAGGUCACCACACGCCAGGUCGGGGUCACUCCACGCCGGGUCGUGGCCAGCACAAGGGUCGCGGUCACCAUACACCCGGCCGAAGCCAGCAUAAACCAGGUCGCGGCCAGGACAAGGUUUUAUAACCCUCUGGCAAAAUGAGCCAAACUCUGCUGGUGAAGUGGUUUGUUUUCUGGGACCGAUUCCUCAGCUGUGUCCGUAGCCUGUGGGCAACUAUCGCAAAGGACUGGGAUAUGGUUGGUCUCAGAACGUCCUCAAUUUGCUAUAGAUCCGAAAUGCCACGUAAAUACUGUCAUGAUUCACUGUUCUAUGUGGGUCAGUGGGGCGUGAUUGUUCUGUAGCCUAUUACCAACGGAACAUUCCAGAACGUUGUGUUCUGUUGAUCCAUGUGUGUUUUAUACAGUUUAUACAGUUUUAUUGUUUGUUUCACAGCCUGUGAUCAGUAAUGCAACUGGUUGGAAGAAUAAAAUCACACUUCAAACAUAAUGUCAGCGUCACCAUGAAUAAAAUGUUCUGCCAACAUCCGA